Messenger RNA from Neopsephotus bourkii (Bourke's parrot), 459 nucleotides. RefSeq names its product glutamine-rich protein 2-like. Bases 1 to 459 code for a protein of 152 amino acids. The record is from RefSeq and is a predicted model, not a curated record. The transcript is spliced from 4 exons. Lineage: Eukaryota; Metazoa; Chordata; Aves; Psittaciformes; Psittacidae.
AUGUCCCUUGGGCUGGAGUGCUUUUGCCUCUGCCCCUGCAAUGAGCUGACCCUGGCUGUUGCACCUCCAUCCUUUCUCCACCGUUCUCCUGCCUUUCCCUGUUGCUGGAAAGCAGACAAAGACACCUUGGAAAGCAAAGUCAGCCGCGCCCAGUUUGAGGCGAGCCUGGAGCUGCUGAACGAGAGAAACCAGGAGGUGCUGAGCCGGCUGGCAGGCCAGGAGCAGGGGCUGCACGAGGUCCAGCAGCAGCUGCGGGAGGAGAUGGCCUCCAAGCUGGAUCGCCUGGAGCUGGGGCCAUUCCAGCAGGAGCUGGAGGAACGCUGGAAGAGCAGCCUCGAGCAGCUCAAGGAAGGGCACCACCAAUGGAAGCUGACGAUGCAGCUGGGAUUCGGAAUGGUUCCCACAGCAUUGGAGGUUUUUGGGCACUCCCCUCUGUGGAUUCUCCUGUGCCUAAGAUGA